AUGGAUUUCAGAAAGCAGGGCAUGGAAGCAGAUGCUUUUAAGGAGGAAGGCUAUAUGUCACAGCAGACUGCCAGUGAUCUGGCAAGCAUGGUACCAUCUUCCAAUAUAACAAUUGAGAAGGUCAUGCCUUCUUUAUCCCUGGGUUGGGUUGACAAUACGAUGGACAGGACAGGAGAAACAGAUGAGUGGGAGAAGGAGUCAAAUAAACAUAAACUGGGAAACUCAGAAGGCCAAGCUUCUGUGGGAGGGAAAUCCCAGCACAUAGACCAGAAAAAAACUGUGGCGGAUACUCCAGGGAAGCAGGACCAGGUGAUGAGGCAGCAGAUGGAGCAGCUGCAAAGGCUGGUGGCUGAACAGCAGAAAAUCAUUGCACUUUACAACCCAGAUAACAGUCAAUUAAAAGAAAGGAGUUUCCCUGAAACUUUUUCUGCUGUCAAAGAAGAACAAAGAGAACAAGUAAAGGAGGAGAUUCCUCCAUCUCUCUUUGGCAUAGAGGGGAAGAUGAAGACUGGAAACAUAGAAGACAGGCCAAUCACACCAGCAAUUGGUAUUAGACAGAAGACUUCUGAAGAAUUUGUUGAAGAACAACUUCAAGUAGACAACCAUCUCACAGAAAAACAGCAGAAGGACCAGCAGAGCAAGGCAAAAGUAACACCUCAGAAGGCUUUUCUGAAACGAAAAGAAGGUAUGGCAAGGCUCAAAAAAAAUAAACAGAAGCCUUUAAAAGAAGACAGCAAGCAUCCCAGAAGAGCUGGUUUGGACUCCUGGGGUCAUUUCUCCCAGACUGGCCAAGGGGAUGCAGGCAUACUGCAGCCAGGGGAAUGCUCUCAGUCAAAUCUGCAGGUCAGUAGCUCCAUGCAGAUCGGUACACAUGAAAAAAAAGCAGACUGUGCUUUAGCUGAGUGGGAGAUAAAGGCUCAGACUGACUGUGAAGCAAAAGUAGUUGAGCAAAGUGCAGAAGAAAAAGAAGUGAUUGGGAGAGAUGAAGAUGCAAAGGAAAAUCCUGUUGACUCACCACAGAGAAGGUGGCCUGAAAUCCUGCAACCAUGUCCUGAAACAGUAACAGAAAUGAACCUACAAGUAGGUGAGGAAAGGGAAACUCAUCAUAGAGAUUCUCUAGGGCAAGCAGGCAGAACUGAUGGAAGACCUGUGGAGGGUACCCUGCAAAAGGACCUAGGUAGGGUGGAUCAGCCUCUGAAGGGUCAUCUCACAGAGAGAGCAAAAUCCACCUUGGAAGUCCUGCAAAAGCAUUCUCCACUUCAGGAUUUAGAAACAGAUCGCAUCAAGGAGGCAGAGUGGAGUGCAGGCCCUGCAUUCACACAGGGUCAGAGGUGGGUUCAGGUAUGCCCACAGGAACUUGUUUCGGGGAGCCAGAGCUCAGAAAGCAAAAGACAAAUCCAUACCGAGUUUAAGAUGAUCAAUGAUAAGAUAGUAAAAAUUACAUGUAGCUCACCUGAGGCUGUGGAGAAGGGAAGCUCAUCCUCAGCCUUGCAGCAGGAGCGGCAAAGGAAGGGGACAACUGCCUCGACGUGGCAUAUUGCAUCUUUAUCCUGUGAGUCAAGCUGCUUAUCCUCCAACAGUGAUGAUGAUCCCAAAUCUCACUAUGCUCAGUAUCCCUCCCAGCAUGGGCCUCAGGGAGUGGAUCAUACUGACAGACAUUUGGAUCUCUCUGAUGGUGAUUAUGCUAGUGAUGAGUCCAGAGGAACUGAAAAAAUGUCUGUUAAGAAGUACAGCAGAUCACCCCCAAGGAAACAAGGUAUUCAAGUGAUCUCAAGACAACAGGAUCUCUCCUGUAGCACAAGCAGCAGUGAUUCCACUACUGGGGCUGUCAGGCUGAAAGGGAGCAAGGCUUGCUCUUCUCUUCAUCAGUCCCUAUUUCAUCUUGCAAGAUCGAAAAGGAGAGAGCAUGAGCUUGAAUCAAAGAAUGAGAAUAGGGCCAGGGAUGUUAAAAGCUUAGAUCUGCCAUCCUCAACAGUGGCUGGUGAGAUUCCUGCUUUCAAGAUUAAAGAAACCCCUGCAAUGGAGGAACCACAGAAAAAACUGUAUACAGACACAUUAGAUGUCUUUAUAGAAGAAACCCAGAACAUCCUUACCAGAGGAUUAGAGACUGGUGUAUAUCACGGAGGAACCCCUUUACUGACUAGAGUGAAAGAAGAACAAGAGAAAGCAAUGCAGUUUCUCAGAACACGAAUGGACCAGCUCAAGACUGUCAGGAGCCAGGAGCUGACUCACCCUUUGGAAUACAAUAAAGACCAAAUUUACCCACUUCAGAAAGAAAAAAUUGCCCAUAGCAAGUUCAAAGGAACAGCUAGAGUCACUGGAGAAAAUGUGAAGUCAGAAGAAAUAAAAAUACUAAAACAGCAGAUUGCGGGACUGCAGGAGGAGUUCAAGAGAAAUGAGUCCUGCUGGCAUGCUGCCUAUGGCAAGCUGAGAGACCAGGUUGAGAUGCUGACCAGGCAGAACAUGGAGCUUCGAGAUGAGCUCAGAGUUUCAGAACAUCAGAGAUGGAAAGCAGAAAAACCCCCAGAAGCUGUGAAUUUCAUGGACAGAAAAUCAGAGACCCUGGUAGAAGAGGUGCUUACUGAUGGACGUCGAAUCAUCACUUUCCGCAAUGGUACUAAAAAAGAGAUCAGUGCUGAUAAAAGGAUGACUACGAUUAGCUUUUUCAAUGGAGAUGUGAAGAAGAUCAUGCCAGAUCAGAGAGUGAUGUAUUAUUAUGCAGAUGCACAGACAACCCACACUGCUUAUCCAGAUGGCCUGGAGGUGCUGCAGUUCCCUAAUAAUCAGAUAGAAAAACAUUAUCCUGAUGGCACACAAGAAAUUGUGUUCCCGGAUCACACAGUGAAAUGCCUCUAUAGCGACGGAUUCAAGGAAACUUUUUUUCCAGAUGGUACAGUAGUAAAAGUAGAAAAGAAUGGAGAUAAAAUAGUGGUGUUCAGUAACGGCCAGAAGGAGGUUCACACUGCGCAGUUCAAGAGGCGGGAGUACCCAGAUGGCACUGUAAAAACUGUGUACCGCAAUGGCAGACAAGAAACCAAGUACUCCACUGGACGAGUUCGAAUCAAAGAUGAGGAGGGUAAUAUCAUCCUAGACAAGAAGUGA
This is a messenger RNA of Pygoscelis adeliae (Adelie penguin), 3102 nucleotides long. Its product is annotated as centromere protein J-like. The transcript is spliced from 14 exons. Gene Ontology annotation, molecular function: tubulin binding. Gene Ontology annotation, cellular component: centrosome; nucleus; centriole. Lineage: Eukaryota; Metazoa; Chordata; Aves; Sphenisciformes; Spheniscidae. The coding region runs from base 1 to 3102 and encodes 1033 amino acids. Gene Ontology annotation, biological process: centriole elongation; cilium assembly. The record is from RefSeq and is a predicted model, not a curated record.